This is a messenger RNA of Acromyrmex echinatior (Panamanian leafcutter ant), 984 nucleotides long. RefSeq lists its product as uncharacterized. Gene Ontology annotation, molecular function: E-box binding; DNA-binding transcription factor activity, RNA polymerase II-specific; protein dimerization activity. The record is from RefSeq and is a predicted model, not a curated record. Gene Ontology annotation, cellular component: nucleus. Gene Ontology annotation, biological process: positive regulation of transcription by RNA polymerase II; sensory organ development; axon development. Lineage: Eukaryota; Metazoa; Arthropoda; Insecta; Hymenoptera; Formicidae.
GGCUCAACAAGUACACGCGGUGCUUAGUACACGGUUUGAAAUUUUGGAAAAUCUAUGACGUGACUUGUCAUACAGUUAUUCGAUGUCAAAAUGUAUUAAAUCGAUGAAAUAUACAGCACGAAUUGUGAAAAUACGAUCAUAGGUCAUUUUUAACAUCGAUUAGUCAACGAUCUGAUCAAUAUUGACAAAUAUAAAAAGAAGGAAGGAAUAUACUAUGCGGUCUAAAGUGACAAAUGAGAAUACUUGGGCUACAGAAUCGAAACAGAGAAGUAAGAACCUGCGACGAACGACAAGAAAAACGGAAUCUUCGGGAUUGUCGAAACCUUCCAAAGGAAAUACAGCAUGGGAGAGAACUCUCAGGAGGCUGGAAAGUAAUGAACGCGAGCGUAUGCGAAUGCACUGUAUGAACGAUGCGUUUCAGUCCUUACGCGAAGUGAUCCCGCAUGUUACCAAAGAAAAACGACUCUCAAAAAUGGAGACAUUAACACUGGCUAAAAAUUAUAUAGUGGCUCUUACGGACGUAAUCUGCGCUAUGAGAAGCGAGGAGCGGUCAGAGGAUCAGCAAAGCAGCAGCUCUGAACGUCAAGAUUCGUUGAACAACGAACAACGUUUGGAAUCGACUACUGUUUGUGUAAACAUUCCUGUUGCCUCCAGAUCCUGCGGUUCGGAGACUCAACAUUUUUAUCAAAACAAACAUUCGCGAUGGGAGAAAGAUCAGGAUAAUAUUACAGGCCUCUGAAAAGUUACGGCGCUAAACGAUACUGGGAUGAAUGACAAAUUGAAAUUUCUUUAACGGCAUUUCGACUAGUCUUCUUUUCUUUAAUCGUGCAUAUAUUUACGCCUUAAAAAACUCCAAUAUUCGUACACAUUUGUGCAAGUCUUAUUAAAAUUAACAAUGUAUCUUAUGACUGAUGUAAGUAAUCUAAGAAAAUACUAACUGUUUGUGCCAAAGAAAGAUAGUAUUCAUCGCAGAAACGAAAAUAA